This is a messenger RNA of Phytophthora nicotianae INRA-310, 1661 nucleotides long. RefSeq lists its product as hypothetical. Bases 79 to 1569 code for a protein of 496 amino acids. The transcript has a single exon. Gene Ontology annotation, molecular function: FAD binding. NCBI's taxonomy places the organism in Eukaryota, Oomycota, Peronosporomycetes, Peronosporales, Peronosporaceae. The record is from RefSeq and is a predicted model, not a curated record.
CUAGCACUAGCGACUCGUCUUGACAAUCUAUGGGCUCACCAUUAUCGAAAAUCUCCUAUCGUGCGCAGGUAGCCUACCAUGGGAAGGAACCGGCAUCAUCACACUCGUGCAACUCACUAUGACCAGCGGCAGACUCGCGAUGCCAAUGAAUACGACGAAUCCAAGCGUCGCAAGAUGAUCCGCUGGAUUAGAUUGCGUUUCGGCUACCAGGGACCGGAACUUGAUUCGCGUCCGCAUGACAGCAGUAGUCUGAGCAAAAGUGGUCGAUCCAGUGGCCGCUCCGGUGGCAACAACAGCUUUGCAUCGCCGUACGGUAGUCUUCAAUACACACCAUCGUACCGAAUGGACUACCAUACGCACGUACUUAUCGUGGGUGGUGGAAUUGGUGGACUCUGUCUCGCUCAAGGUCUGAAGAAACACGGCAUCCCUUUCACUGUGUUCGAACGAGACCCGUCGCCAAAUUAUCGAACACAAGGCUAUCGCGUUCGAAUUAACCACGACGGGUACGAAGCACUAAAAACCAACCUCUCACCUGAAAACUUCGAGGUGUUUCUUCGAGCUACGGGUCAUUUCCAGCCCGGCUUCAAGUACCUGGACGCCGAAACGGGAGGAGACGCACCUCCGAAUGCCCAAUUCUCACACAAAUCCAACGUUACCAAGAACGUUUUCAGUGCGGAUCGAGCAAUGCUGCGUUCUCUUUUGCUCACGGAUCUUAAUGAGGACGAGAUCCAGUACGGAAUGUCCUUUAAAAGCUUUCACGUACUACCGAACGGACGUGUCGAGGUCACGUUUGAGAAUGGCAAGAUUGUAGAGGGCAGUGUACUUGUCGGAGCUGAUGGAACCACGUCGCGUGUUCGUCGACAGUAUGUGCCUGGUGCAGCGACGCUGCUUGACACGGAUAGUGGCGCCAUUUACGGUAAAACCUUACUAACACCGGAGAUUGAAAGCUUCUUCGAAACAGAGAGCACUACUAUGGUUAUCAGUAAGGAUCCCAUGAUGAGUCUCGUGAUGGAACCGCGCUGUAAAAUCCAAGCAGACCUCAAGGAGUUCGCUGCAAUUUCGAACUCAGAGCUACCAGAUCUACAGAACUACAUCUGCUGGGUGCUUAUCGCUCGUGCGCAGUAUUUCCACAGGAAUGAAGACACUACUGUUCAAGAUCUUUUCUCCAUGACACCGACAGAAGUUGCCAACUUGUCGAACGAUAUGACACGCGACUGGUGUCCUCAAAUCCGCGCUAUCUUCGAAAACCAAUCGCCCGAAUGGAGUUCUUUCCUACGUAUCUCGACCAUGUCUCCGGACAUUCGCCAUUGGCAGCCAUCGACCGUCACGCUCAUUGGCGACGCUGUCCACACGAUGGCACCUGCUGGAAUCGGCUGCAACACUGCGUUGCAUGAUGCUGAGAUGCUGGUCAAGUGUUUCUAUGAGAUGGGAGUUGGCGUGGAUGCCAUCGCGCAGUACGAGCACAACAUGCGUCAGUAUGGAUCCGAGGGCAUCACAAUCAGUUUGGACGCCGGCAAAAUGAUGUACAACCUUCCUGGAGUGGAGGACAUGCGCGCCGUCGUGUAUUGAUACUGAUAAAGUAUCACGCAGCUUGCACGUUAGAUUUCUUAGAAACUACCUUGCAUACUUUAAAAAAAAAUACACCGAUGUAAACAUCCAUA